AUGGAAUUAGAAAAAGCAUUGGACCCCAAUGAGCUACUCAAGGUGCCUCCAUCCACGCAAACUACAAAAGAUCAACUCGCGGCCCAGCUCUUAGAACCUUCUAAUCAGCUAACAUGGGAUGUUCAAGAUAUUGUUCAGUCCAAACCUGUGGUCGACAAACAACGCAUUUUCGAGUCGUUACUUGUUCAGCCAGAUCCUGUGAGCAGAAGCUCUUUUAGAUUCAAGAGAAGCGGUAUAAAGGGUGAAAUACUGGGCUACAAGGAAGAAGUUAAAGUAUCUGAGAUAGACAAUGCAACUGCUGCAAAUUCUCUUUCGAUAGCUCGAAAGUAUGGUCUGAAGCAAGAUGCCGUGAGUGGAAAAUCUAAUUUUCUUCCGUUUCAACCGGGUGGCCUACUCAGCAAGGCGCUGGCGACUCAGACAGUGACUAAUUCACAGCAAUUGUCUGAAUUGCAAUUCUUACACAGGAACAGUCGUGGAUUAUUCGAUAUUCCCCCGGGUUUUACCCAUGGUCUUAGGUUGGCGAGUACAGAGCAGACGUCUGAGGGUCUUCAAGAGUUGGAGGAAGAAGGGGAGCCUGAGAAGCUGGAGCACGACGUUAGAGAGUCUCCUUCUGAAGAUCUAAUGGGUCAUCUCGAUGAGCAAGAAGGGGGUAUCGCCCAGGACAACACUGGUGUUGCAGAAAUCGAUGACUUGAUUCCUCUCGACAUUAUGAGGAUGAAAGCAAAAAUGGAGUCUGAGCAGCGUGUGAAGAAGAAUUGGGCGCAUGUGGUGGACCUAGAUCAUAAGAUUGAAAAUUUCCAGGAAGUUGUACCUAAUAUGGCUCGUGAAUGGCCAUUUGAGCUCGAUACUUUCCAGAAAGAGGCUGUCUACCAUUUAGAACAAGGUGACUCUGUCUUUGUUGCAGCCCACACAUCGGCUGGUAAAACUGUCGUUGCCGAAUACGCCAUCGCUAUGGCUGCUAGAAACAUGACUAAAACAAUUUACACGUCGCCGAUCAAAGCCUUGUCAAACCAAAAGUUUAGAGAUUUCAAGGAAACAUUCAAAGAUAUGGACAUUGGAUUGAUCACGGGUGAUGUUCAAAUAAAUCCAGAAGCCAACUGUUUGAUCAUGACAACGGAGAUUCUUCGUUCCAUGUUGUACCGUGGAGCUGAUCUCAUUCGAGAUGUCGAGUUUGUUAUUUUCGAUGAGGUGCAUUACGUUAAUGACAUUGAGCGUGGUGUCGUUUGGGAGGAAGUGAUUAUUAUGCUUCCUGACCAUGUCAAGUACAUUCUUUUGUCUGCUACCGUACCAAAUACGUACGAGUUUGCCAACUGGGUAGGAAGAACUAAACAGAAGGACAUGUACGUUAUCUCGACUCCCAAAAGACCUGUUCCUUUGGAAAUAUUUAUUUGGGGUAAAAAGAACCUCUACAAAGCCAUCAAUGCCCAAGGUGUAUUCAAUGAAACGGAGUUUAGAAGAUACAAAGAAGCCCUUUCACCUUCUCAAAACCAACAGCCACCCAAUGUUGUUCUAAGUUAUGGUCUGCGUAAGGGACCUGGAGGGACAGCAAGAGGUGGAAACAGAGGUGGUGGUCAGCCCGGCAGAGGGGGCCCACCAGGUCGGGGUCGAGGGGGAGGUCCUGCCACUAGAGGAAGAGGUAACCUUCAGCCUCGUGGAGGUUUCAGAGAUGGUCCUAACAAAGGAACAUGGUCUGAUUUGGUUCAGUACUUAAACCUGAACAAACUUCUUCCAGCUGUAAUUUUUGUCUUUUCAAAAAAACGCUGUGAAGAUUAUGCGGCAACACUAAGUGGUGUCAACUUCUGCAACGCAAAAGAAAGAUCUGAGAUUCACAUGUUCAUUGACAGAGCGGUUUCUCGCUUAAAGAAAGAAGAUCGUGAGUUGCCCCAGAUUCUCAUUGUCAGAGAAUUACUUAGCAGAGGAAUUGCCAUACAUCAUGGUGGCUUGCUUCCUAUUGUAAAAGAAUGCAUUGAAAUCUUGUUUGCAAAAUCGUUAGUCAAGGUAUUGUUUGCUACUGAAACGUUUGCUAUGGGGUUAAAUUUGCCUACAAGAACAGUCGUGUUUUCUGAACUAAGAAAGAACGACGGACGGGGUUUUAGAAAUUUAUUGCCAGGAGAAUUCACACAAAUGGCUGGAAGGGCAGGUAGGAGAGGUUUGGAUUCCACUGGUACUGUUAUUGUAAUGUCUUACAACGAGCCAUUAUCGCCUACUGACUUCAAAGAUGUUACCAUGGGCUCGCCUACUAAACUUCUGUCUCAGUUCAGAUUGACCUACAACAUGAUUUUGAAUCUUCUACGUAUCGAAGCUUUGAGGGUUGAAGAGAUGAUCAAGCAUUCAUUCAGUGAAAACUCAACGCAAACAUUACUACCUGAACAUCAACGAAAAGUUGAGGCCUUGAAAAACGAACUUAACGCAACCCAAGUGGAAAAUCGCACAGAUAUUGAGAAUUUUAAAAAAGCAUUUGACCUUGUCACACAGUACCGAGAGAUUUACGGUAACAUUGUCUCUGAAGUAUCCAAGCUGACCUUAACAAGAACGGUGCUACUUAGUGUUGGCAAGCUCAUGUGUUUUGUGGAUGAGGAUGAAAAAGUAAGGAUUGGGUUCCUCGUCAAAUGUGAUCUUAACACUAAUAGGAUAAUUUUUCUCACCUUCGAUCAUGGUCAUGAUUAUGAGACACAGACGGAUUACUUACCAUACAUUCCCAUUUCGGAAUAUCUUAAGAACACUAGAGCUCAAAUCAUUUACAACGGGAAUUUGAGGACCACGAGCGUUCCCUUUGAGAACGUUCAAUACGCUAGCUCUUACAAAUUGCGUACAAAUAUGAAGAAAAUUUUGAGCAACAACAAAGAGGCAGUCAAGGAAGCAGAGCAAGCCAUCAUUCACAUUCUUCGUUUGCAAUAUUCUUGGUUCGAGAUCGAAUAUCAAAGGGCUGUGCAAUUAACUCUACACGAGCUUGUGAACAAAAAGAACGAUAUUGUUGAGAAAUUAAAAGAGACGGAUGUGUACAAAAUGCCCGAAUUUAGAAGGAUUUAUUCACAAUUAGCCAAACGUGAUAGCAUCGAAAGGAAUAUUGAAUCCUUGAAUUUGUUAAUUUCGGAUGAAAAUCUUGAAUUACUACCAGACUAUGAACAAAGACUUAAGGUACUUCAGUCCUUAGCUUUUAUCGAUGACCAGCAAAGAGUGAUGCUUAAGGGGCGCGUUGCUUGCGAGAUCAAUUCUGGAUGGGAGUUGGUGUUAACGGAACUCAUUCUUGACAACUUCUUGGGCGAUUUCCAACCCGAGGAGAUUGUGGCCCUUCUUUCGUGUUUCGUUUAUGAGGGACGCACACAUGAGGAAGAGGAGCCUCCAAUGACGCCACGUUUGGAGAAAGGCAAGAAUGAGAUCAUGAAGAUUACAGAAAAACUCCUCAAAGUGUACAACCAACAUCAAGUCUCCCUUACAUCCGAAGAAGAGGAGUUUCUUGAGCGCAAACGUUUCGCGUUGGUGAAUGUUGUGUAUGAAUGGGCCAGAGGACUUACAUUUAGUGAAAUCAUGCAAAUCUCUGUCGAGUCGGAGGGUACCAUUGUGCGUGUCAUUACUAGAUUGGAUGAAAUCUGUCGGCAGGUGAAGAAUGCGGCGUUGAUCGUCGGCGAUUCCACAUUGCACUCGAAAAUGAAUGAGGCUCAGGAGAAAAUCAAGAGAGAUAUCGUUUUCUGUGCUUCGUUGUAUCUAUAA
Candidozyma auris is the source of this 3711-nucleotide messenger RNA. RefSeq names its product SKI complex RNA helicase subunit SKI2 (gene SKI2). Gene Ontology annotation, biological process: nuclear-transcribed mRNA catabolic process, 3'-5' exonucleolytic nonsense-mediated decay. The record is from RefSeq and is a predicted model, not a curated record. Gene Ontology annotation, molecular function: RNA binding; ATP binding; RNA helicase activity. Lineage: Eukaryota; Fungi; Ascomycota; Pichiomycetes; Serinales; Metschnikowiaceae. The transcript has a single exon. The coding region runs from base 1 to 3711 and encodes 1236 amino acids. Gene Ontology annotation, cellular component: Ski complex.